Messenger RNA from Ictalurus punctatus (channel catfish), 1238 nucleotides. RefSeq names its product MAPK regulated corepressor interacting protein 1 (gene mcrip1). The record is from RefSeq and is a predicted model, not a curated record. Lineage: Eukaryota; Metazoa; Chordata; Actinopteri; Siluriformes; Ictaluridae. The transcript has 6 exons. Bases 317 to 577 code for a protein of 86 amino acids.
GUAGUGUUUCCGCCGGAGCUCUGUACCGCGCAUGCGCCACCUUUUGUUUUGCCGACCCGGAGCUGCUUGGACUUGUUAGCAGCACUGCGGCUGACGAUAGCCUGUGUUUCUCUUAUCCAAAAAAAGUGAAAAGGAAGGAGCAUACAGGUAUUGAGCUCCUCAAAGGACCACAGAGGACCGAGAAGGGGAGACAUAAGCCUAUUUAUUACACAAUGACCAGAUGAUGAAGCGAACAGAUUGAUUGGCUAGUUUGCAAGAAGGAAGGAAAAAUCACCAAUACACAAAGGAGACAGAUUUGAGCUCCUCUACUCCCAGAAUGCAUACAUACAAAAGGACCUCUAGUCCUCGGUCUCCAACUAAUACCGGGGAGCUCUACACCCCAGCACAUGAAGAAAACGUGCGCUUUAUCCAUGACACAUGGCUGUGUGUUCUAAGAGAUGUUAAAUCACCGCAUAACAGUGAACGAGGACCACAAGAAUAUGUGGAGAAAAACCCAAACCCAAACUUGCUUUCUUUCACCCCGGUGGACCUGAGUGAACUCAGGAGGCCAAGCACACAGGACUGCAAGAAGUCUUAGUGAAUUUCCUCUCUCCUCUUGGUCCAGCAGCUUUUUUUUUCUCCCCACUCAUUCUCUUUGGGACCUUUUUUUAUGCCAGCAACCUUCUGUCGGCCAGAUUAGUCCAGAAAGCCUUUUCCUUCGCUGCCUCAAUGAACUCUGGUCUGGACAAAAUGGCUGAUGUAUGUUCGAGACCCAUCAUAUCCCUGAUUCUCAUCCUGAAUCUGUGCAAUUCUUAUUAACAGAUUUCAAAUUUCAGGGAAUUUGUCAUCACUUUGUUUUUCUUUUCGUUUUGUAUUCUGGAUUCUGUUUCACAUGCAUUGUUUGUUAUAAAGAUUAUAACCCGACAGAAGGAGAUGGCAGGAAGAAUUUGGCAUGUGGGGACUGAGGGAAGGACUUGCACUCUGAAAAACAUGACGUGCUGCAGCCUUAAGCAUAGGCUCAACUUUCAAAACAUGGCACUUUCCGCCGAUAGGCUGGUUUUUUGUUUUCUUUUUUAAGUUAGUUUGAUAGAAUAAAAUAUUGGAAUAGUAAAGGCAGGCCAAAUAUUUUUUAACAGAGAUACCACAUUCUUCUUUUUUUUUAAAAGAAAAUAAAUACUCUCAAAAGAGUGACAUUACAUUUUUGUGUCUUUUAAGCCUUGAAAUUGAAAUAAAAUUGUCUUUUAUGGUAUCUCAACCUA